This is a messenger RNA of Myxozyma melibiosi, 2667 nucleotides long. RefSeq lists its product as uncharacterized. Bases 1 to 2667 code for a protein of 888 amino acids. Lineage: Eukaryota; Fungi; Ascomycota; Lipomycetes; Lipomycetales; Lipomycetaceae. Gene Ontology annotation, molecular function: RNA binding; ferric-chelate reductase activity. The transcript has 4 exons. Gene Ontology annotation, cellular component: plasma membrane. Gene Ontology annotation, biological process: iron ion transport; copper ion import; intracellular iron ion homeostasis. The record is from RefSeq and is a predicted model, not a curated record.
AUGAAAAGAUUGUCGGAGCGGAGGAAUAGAGACGAUCCGCAGCAGCGACGGAUCGCGAAGCUGAAUGAGCAGGAACUGGAGGCUGGGGUUAGCGAGGCUGGAUCAUGGCAUAAUGACUACAAAGACACCGCGUUUGUUUUCAUCGGAUCGCUCCCGUUCAACCUCACAGAAGGCGACAUCCUCGCCAUCUUUUCGCAGUACGGCAACCCAGUCUUCAUCGACCUGAUGCGGGACAAAGACACGGGCAAGUCGAAGGGGUUUGCAUUUCUAAAGUACGAAGAUCAGCGGUCGACUGUGCUGGCGGUCGAUAAUCUCGACGGCGCGACGGUGCUGGGACGUACGAUUAGAGUUGAUCAUACGUUUUAUAAGACGAAGGGGGAUGAGGAGGAGUUGCAGCAGGCGAUGUCGUUUGAUAAGCCGGAGGGGGAGAGGAAGGAGAGAUAUGGCAGCCUGCUCGCAACACUCGCCCUCCUCAUCUCGAGCGCUUCAGCAUUCGAAACCCACAACGAGCUCUAUGCGUGCAUGAUGGCGACCGAGUACGUCGAGCCGACGAUGGGGUUGUGGAACUACACGGGGGAGAUCCGGUGCAGCAGCACGACGUGGCUCGCGGCGUUCAUGGAGUGCAUGCAUACGUUUGCGCCGUCGAAGCUGACGCCGUAUUUCUACAGCGGGUGGGCGACGACGUGUGCUGAAUAUACGUGGGUGAUCGAGCCGGAGAAAGAGGUGCAGGAGGAGCUGGAGGGUAUAUACAAGAACGCGACGGAGACUGGGUGGUAUAUCGAGCUUGAUAGCGUCAAGAACACGACAGAUCGGCCAGUGACGCCAGACAAGGAGAUAUAUGAGGCCGCGCUGAGAUAUAACCGGGCAUCAUACAGCGAGAUUGGGAAGGGGACGUAUUUCAGUGAGGCUAUGAUAGGUUACUGGUCCCUCGUAUUCCUAUUGGCGAUGGUGGUGCACGGCUUGCAACUGUUUUAUUCUCGGGCGUAUGUGUCCUACAAGUUGAAUAAACUACGGCAGCUGGUGUUUGUUCCAGCGACGUUUGGCAGACGGCACAAUGUGGUUGUUCGGUUUUUAGGGUAUAUCCCCACGCGAGCGCAGACGAUUGUGAUUGCGAUCCACUGUCUGAUGAACUUCCUUUUUCUGUGCUUUGGGUAUGAGAUAGUGUACCCGAACGUGUAUUAUAUCGAUCGGAAGACGCUGCAGAUCGACUAUCUUUCGCACCGGUCGGGGAUCAUGGCGUUUGGGCAGCUGCCGCUGGUGUUUUUGUUUGCGUCGCGAAACAAUUUUUUGAUGUGGCUGACGGGAUGGUCGUUUAACACGUUCAAUGUGUAUCAUCGGUGGGUGGCACGGACGAUGUUUUUGAAUGCGGCGAUUCAUAGCGUGUGCUGGACGAUAUACGCAGUGCGGGCGGACGCGCUGCAUACGUACUAUGUGAAGCCUUACUGGCUGUGCGGAGUGGUUGCGCUGUGUAUAUCGUGCUUGAUGCUAUUACAAGGGUGGUAUGUGCUUCGACGGGCAGCGUACCAGAUAUUUUUGGCGGUGCAUAUUGUGUUUACGGUCGUCUUCAUACUCGGGAGUUGGUUUCAUGUUGAUUUUUUCCACGGCGGAUUCGGGUAUACGGCAUGGCUGAAGGUGUCGAUUGGGUUUUGGGUAUUCGACAGGGUCUGUCGGAUAUGCAGGAUGAUUGGGCUUGGGUGGACGCGGCCGUCGACGGUGGAGGUGCGGGGGAAGGACGUGUGCCGGGUCGAGAUUGGAUGCAGUAAGGCGAUGCGGGUGUACCCGGGCGCGCAUGUGUACAUCUAUGUGAUGGUGUGGGGCGGGUUCUGGCAGUCGCAUCCGUUUUCGGUGUUUCGGUCGAAUGUGAUGAAUGAAGAGCACAAGAUUGUGAUUUUGGCGCGGCGGAAUAAUGGGAUCACGCAGAAGCUGUUUAGGCGUGCGAUGGCAGCAGCAGCUGGAGGUGGAGGCGGAGAUCAGGCUGAUGUGGUGGGUGGGAGGGAAGAUAGUGUGAAGGUGAAGAGCAUUGGGGGUGAGGAUACGAUUGUUAGAGAUUGCAUUGGGGAGAGAGAUGGAUCAGAACGAGGACAGUUAAAGACGAUAGUGGAAGGGCCGUAUGGACACUAUCAGCCGACGUUGCUGGAGUAUGAUACAGUGCUGCUGAUUGCGGGAGGAGUGGGGAUCACGGCUGUGUUUCAAUGGGCGGUUGAGCUUGGGCGGAGGACGGUCGCGGAGGAGGAGGAGAGCGCGGAGAAGGAUGAGAGGAGGAGGAGGAGGAGGAGGAGGGGAAAAGAAGGGAGGAGGCGAACGAUACUGCGAUGGUAUAUUCGAGAGAGGGAUGCACUUGAGUGGCUUCCGAAAGAGAUGGAGACACUUGUGCGGGGAGGAGGGGUGGAGGUGCAGAUAUAUGUGACUGGAGGAAGCGACGGGAUAGAGAUGGCGGAGGGCGAGGAGGUGCGGCGGCUGGUGGAGGCGGUGAGGGUCGAGCACGGACGCCCUUCGGUGGAAGGGUUUGUGGAAGAGGCGGUGGCGGGAAGUUACGAGGGCGGGAGUGUUGGGGUGAUGGUGAGCGGGCCGGGGCAGAUGAACGAUGCGGUGCGGGCGAGUGUGGUGGGGUGUAUGGGGAAGGCGAAGGGGCGGGUUGAGUACUUUGAUGAGACGUUUGGGUGGUGA